AUGAGUAGUAAUAACAUCAACAAUAAUAAUAAGAGAAUGAUCAAUAAAUUGGGUGAAGAUGUUGUUACAAGUAUUCGCUCAACACUUUCCAUUGUUAGUUAUGAGCAAGCUCUGGAGGAGAUAGUUUACAAUGCUAUCGAUUCCAAUGCCACUGCUAUAUCGGUCACUAUAAAUACGACGACAUUGGCAUUCGAUGUCAAAGACAACGGUGCAUCGAUUGACUUGGCCGACCUAAAGUUGGUGGGUGAGCGUAACUGUACCUCGAAAUUCACUACACCCCAAGACUUUGAGCAUCUUCAUACCUUUGGAUUCCGUGGUGAAUCUCUAGCUUCUAUUGCUGCCAUCGCUGCACUUGAAUUAAUAUGUACGCCUGACAACAAUAACAACAAUAACAACAAUAACAACAAUAACAAUGACGACAAAACAACAACUGACAACAACAAUAAUGAGAAUGAAGAUCCAGUAAAAUAUUUAAAGAGUUUUGCAAAGUUAAUUAGAUUUGGUCAUACUGAUUAUACAAAAGAAUUGGAUGUACCUAGAGAUUCAGUUGGUACUAUCGUAAAGGUUAGAGAGUUAUUUAGAUUCGUGCCUGUACGUCGACAGAAUAUCAAUCAUUCAUCGCUGAGGUUGUCAGUCAAGAAGAAACUUGAAAACAUAGCAUUGUCACAUCCAAACAUAUCAUUCACUUUGUUUGAUGAAACAAAAGGUCCAAUUUUUGAAACACCAUCUGAUCAUCAAUUCUUAUCAAUAUUCUCAAGUUUCUAUGGUCAAGUUAAAGCAAAUAUAAUGGAGUUUAUUGACUCAACAGAGUUUUCUCAUCAAUCUCACGAUUACCGUUUGAACGGAUAUCUUUGUUUACCAACUAAAAAAGGUCACCCAAAUCAAUCUUUACAAUUGAUUUUUGUAAAUAAUAGAAUAGUUUAUAAUACUAAAUUACAUAGAAUAGUUAAUCAGUUGUAUAAAUCAUUUAGAUUGUUCAAUGAGACAAAGUUGGCAGAGGAGAAUCACACAAAGAUAAGAAAGGAGGUCAUCGAUAUACAUCCAAUGUAUUGUUUGUUUUUGGAAUGUCCAUUCACAUCGUACGAUAGAUCCUAUGAACCAACGUCAAAGACAUUUCUAGAGUUUAAGAAUUGGCAACUACCAACUAACUUAUUCAAAGGUGUACUCACCAGAUUCCUAUCAAAGAACAGAUCAGCAGAGACAGCUAGUUCAAAAUCAUCUUUUUUCAAUAAGAAAGUUGAUUAUCAUCAUAAUAAUAGUAGUAACGAUAAUAGUAAUAAUAGUAAUAAUAAUGAUUUAGCUGGAUUUCAUAGUCAAGAUAGUAAUAACAAUAACAACAAUAAUAAUAAUAAUGAAGUUGAUAAAGAUAACAUUGGUAAUAGUGGAUUUGAAUAUGAUUUAGAUGUUAAUAUGAAUGAUUCUUUUAAUGAUGAUACAAAUACGGUUGUUGAUGAUGAUGAUGAUGGCGGUGACAUAGGGGGAGAUGAAAUGGAAGAAAUACAGCAAUCAGAGUCCGAGAUGGUCGAGCCAGUUUCACCUUCUUUGCUAUCACAGAUUACUACCGAUGAGAUUAAGCCGUUGGAGAGUGACCAAUCCAAAUUCUUUAAGAAUACUAUAUCAGUAAAGAAAGAGCCAAAUUCAAAGCAACAGCAUCACCAACAGCAACAACAACAGACAUCACCAUCAUCUUUAUCAAAUCAAGAUGUCAUUUUCAUUGAUAUAAGUGAUGAUGAUGACAAUGAGAUUGAAACAACCAUUAAAAAUAAUAAUAAUAACAACUAUAAUAAUAAUAAUCAUGAUAAUAAUGAUGAAUUUGAAGAUUCUUCAUCUUCUCAACCUCAGUCUCAACAACAACAAUCCCAAUCAUUAUCUCAGUCUCAACCACCAACACAAUUAUUAUCAUCAGGCCACUUUCAUGUUAAAACAGAGAAGCUUGUGGAUAAUGAUGCUUCACAGUAUUCACAAUAUUCACAAUCCUCGCAAUCUUCACAAUCCUUACAAUCACAACUAUCACAACCAUCACAAACAUCAGAUACACCAGUACUAUCUCAGUUGCCAAGCCAGACUUCACAAUCAUCACCCAAAACCCAGAACUCACAGUACAGUGUACCAAAGAUAAAGUAUGAAAGUACAUGGGAUGCGACUGGACUUCCGAAACAACGAUACGCAGAGGUACAAGAGACCGAAGAUAAAACUGUGGAAACAUCUUACGAUGAGAUUAUAGAUGUUGAAACAUAUGAUAUCAAAUCAAUUACAAAAGUUGUUACAACUACCACUACAACCAAAGUCGUAUCCAAGCCAUUAACACUUACACCACCACCUCCUCCACUCGUUAAAGAGGAGAAACAGUAUCAACAACAACAACAACAAUCUAUAACAACACCUCUUAAUCGUAGCUACUCUUUUGAUUAUGAUGCUUUUGGAUUUGGUGAUGAUGAUGAGAGCAAUGACCAUCCAAUGUCGCCAAUUACCAGACCUUUGUUUUCAUCUGGCUCAACUAUUACAUCACCAUCCAGUUCAUCUGUGUCAUCAACGAGUACCUCUCCAUCACCACAAAAGAAACAACGAUCAAAAUACUUCCAGGAUUCCAACGAUACCAACAAAACACCCACCAUCACAUCACCAUCUAAAAUAACCAAACCAACCGUUGUACAUUCUCAACACUUUGAUAUUGUAAAAACACCUGUUACCAACAACACACCAGUCCUAUCGAAAUUCUUUGUUCAUAAUAAUAUUGCAACCACCAAUGCAACAACCAGUGCAAGUUCGCAACCAAUUCCAUCUACAACAAGUUCAGUCUCACCUGUACAACCAACACAACAACACCAUGCAACUCCAGAUCAACAAUUGAAGCAAACUCUAAUUGUCCAACAUUUAUCACCAAGACAACAGCAACAACAACAACAAGAUGAUGAGGAAAAUGAAAAUCAAGUUGCUCAAGAGGAGCUAAAACAUAAAUCAUCAAAGAAAAUAAGAUUCAAUGCAUUCAAUACAGUGUAUCCUUUUGCUGAAAGUGAUUUGGCAAUCAAGGAUGAAAAUGAUCGAGCAGAGACUGGCCAUACUCGCAACAGGUUGAAUGAAAGUAUAGAUGUAAUCGAUUUGGACUGGGAACCAGACGAAGAGAUGACUACUUACAAAUGUGAACAUAGCCAUGAUAAAGAUAUCAUACUCACACCAAUGGAAGAGUAUGAUGACGAGAGCACAGAGGAAGAGGGUGAACCAUAUUCAAAAGUAGUCACAACAACUACCACUACCACUGUCACUGCUACUUCAACUACAACCACUCCAACUACUCCAACUACACCUCCACCUGUUAUAAACAAUCCUAUUAUCUUAACACCUAAUAGUUUACCAGCAAAUCUAAGACCAUCGAUAAUCAUAGCAAGACAAGAUGAUUAUCCGUCGUCAUCUCCUUCCAAUUCAUCAUCAUCAUCACAAUCCUCAAAUUCAACUACAUCAACAUCAUCACUUUCAUCAAAUUCCACUUCUUCGUCCUCAUCGAAUUUAUUAACUCCACAAUUCCAGUUGUGUCCUGUUGUUGAAUCCGAGGACGGCAGGAGAUUAAGUCCUUAUUUUGAAUCUAAUUUCGCUGGAUCACAGGUUGAUAUGGAACAACAAAAGCAGAUACGUGAAGCCAAACAGAAACAAAAGAUACAAAAUGAAGAACUCCAAAGAAAAAUGGUGCUACAAAACAAGAGUAGUGACCGUGUAACUCGUGAACACAUUGACAAUGUCAGAUUCAUUGCACAACUCGACAAAAAGUACCUGUUAUGCGAGUCGAAUGGAUUGUUCUUUGUGAUGGACCAACAUGCAGUUUCCGAAAGAAUCAAUUUAGAGAACUAUAGUCGUGCCAUUCCCAACUUUGAUGUUGUCCCACUGAACGAACGUUGGUCGCUGACUCCCGACGAGAUGCAUCUCAUGUCAGAGUACAAAGCAGAGAUUGAAAAGUAUGGAUUCAAAUGGCAAGCAAAUAAAUCCACCAUAACACUAGAGUCUGCGCCAAAAGUUUGCUCUCAAACACUGGGCGUUGGUCAGCUGCACGAGUAUCUCUCGAUGAUUGCUGACCGUGAGAUUGGACCGCCACCUUCAUUCCACAGAAUCCGUCAGACACAUGCAUGUGCGCGUGCCAUUAAGUUUGGACAUAACUUGCCGCGUGAGCGAUGUGAAAAUCUCAUGAAAGAGCUUGCCAAGUGUAACGAUCCAUUCCACUGCGCACACGGUAGACCUGCAUCAGUUUCAAUGAUUAACUUUGGAAAACUAUCUAAAAAGCUUGGAGAGCUACAAAUGGAACAACUUAAACCGAAAUCACUGAAAUCAAUCAUUCAAUCAAUGCAAUCUGCAUGA
Molecule: messenger RNA, 4344 nt
Organism: Heterostelium album PN500
Lineage: Eukaryota; Evosea; Eumycetozoa; Acytosteliales; Acytosteliaceae
Gene: mlh3
Product: MutL DNA mismatch repair protein
Exons: 3
Coding region: 1-4344 (1447 amino acids)
Biological process (GO): mismatch repair
Cellular component (GO): mismatch repair complex
Molecular function (GO): mismatched DNA binding; ATP binding; ATP-dependent DNA damage sensor activity
Source: RefSeq, a predicted model, not a curated record